CUUUCCUUUCUGAUGCUUUAAGUUAAGGCAUUUACACUACAUAUAAUAACACCCACUUGCUUGUUUUCCAUCACCCUUUUGAUUCUUCCUUAAUUACACUUAAAAUUGGAUCACGGUGCUCUGCAAUUGUUGGCUACAGUCUCUCUGUUGUAACCUGCUAAAUUUCUCUGCAGUACACUUCUUUGCUUUGUAUCGGAGGAGGAGGAGGGAAACCAUCAAGAGUACUCUGGAACUUGGAGUGUGAGAAUCUCAAAAGAAACUUCGGUAGCCUCUCCAAUGACAAAAAGGUGCUCAAUGAAUUGUAGAGGUUGUGUGGAUGAGUUUGUAAAGUAAAGAAGAGAAAGAUUCGAGAAGUGAGUAAUCGAUUUUACAAAGAGAAUCCAGAAGAAUAAAGCAAAGAAAUGGAUGUUGUUUCAGUUAUAGUAACCAUAGGAGGAUACUUUGUGGACCCAAUCAAAAAACAUUGUGGCUAUCUGUUUCACUACAAUAGCAACAUCAAGAAUCUUGAAGAUCGAACUGGGAACCUUAAUGCCAAGAUAGAUGGGGUGCAAUUAAAAAUUGACGCAGCAAAAAGGAACGGACAGGUAAUCUUACCUGUGGUUGAGAGGUGGGUAGAAAAGGCACGCAACAUCCUUGAUGAAGAUGCCGAAGCAAAUAAGAAGGGCUUAGAUGGUUGGUGUCCACGUUAUUCCUUGAGUAGGAAAGCUAAGAAGAAGACUCUGGAAAUUGAUGUACUACUAAACGUUGGACAAUUUAGUGAAGUGUCCUCUCCUCCUCCUCCGCUGGGAAUAGGAUCUUCAUCCAUAGAAGGUAUUAUGGAUUUUGAGUCAAGAACAAAAAUGAGGAGAGAAGUUUUAGAGGCACUACGAGCUGACAACGUCAAUAUGACUGCCAUAUGCGGUAUGGGGGGGAUAGGGAAAACAACAAUGGCAAAAGAGAUAGCGAAAAGAGCAAAAGGUGAUAAGUUAUUUGAUGAAGUUGUCAUGGCAGUGGUGUCCCAGACUCUAGACUUGAAAAAGAUUCAAGGUCAAAUUGCUGAGAUGCUAGGACUGAAAUUUGAUGAAGAGUAUCCACUUGCAAGAGCAGAACGAUUAAGAAAAAGACUAAUGGAUAGUAAGAGUGUUCUUGUAAUAUUAGAUGAUGUUUGGGAUGCAGUUGAUUUAGAGGCUGUUGGAAUUCCUUAUGGAGGUGAACACAAUAGAUGCAAAAUCUUGUUGACAUCACGAAGUGAAAACGCCUGCACUCAGAUGAAAACUCAGAAGAUUUUUCCAAUCAAAGUUUUAUCUGAAGAAGAAGCAUGUAAUCUUUUCAGGGAGAUGGCAGGUAAUUGUAUCGAUACUCCCAAUCUACACCCAAUAGCAAAAGAGGUUGCAAAGGAAUGUGGAGGUCUACCUGUUGCUAUUGUAACUGUUGGAAGAGCCCUAGAAAACAAAAGUGAAUUUGAGUGGAGUGCUGCACUUCAACAGCUUAAAAAUGCUAUCCCAAAAAAUAUUCCCGGUCUUGAUUCAAAGGUGUACUCCAGCAUAGAGCUUAGUUAUGGUUACUUAAAAAGUGAUGAAGCCAAGUCAUGCUUUUUGCUAUGCUGUUUGUUUGCGGAAGAUUUUGAUAUUUCCAUUGAAUUUUUAGUGAGGUAUGUGGUGGGAAAAAGGUCGUUUGCAAAGAUUGAUACUGUGGCAGAAGCAAGAAAUAGAGUACAUGCAAUGGUUAAGAAUCUCAAAAGAUCAUUUCUACUGUUGGAUAGUGACGAAGGAGAACAAAUUGUGAAAAUGAAUGAUGUUGUACGGGAUGUUGCAAUAUCAAUCGCAGAAAAUGAAGGUUUUCUCGUACGAUGUAAGGAAAAAAUGGAAGAAUGGCCAGAGAAAGAUUCAUGCGAGCGUUCUACUGCAAUUUCGCUUCUAACCAAAGAAUUGAAAAGGCAUCCCGAUGGCUUGGAGUGUCCUAAACUUGAGCUUUUGCAACUAGCAUUUGACAGUGACACUUCGCAGAUGCUCCCACCCAAUCUUUUUAAAGGGAUGAAAGGUUUAAAAGUUUUGUCUCUGUUUGGUAUGUCCUUUACAUCACUACCACAAUCAAUCAAUGUGCUUCAAAACUUUCGGACCCUGCAAUUUUUGGGUUGUGAGAUAACAGAUGUGUCAGCAAUUGGAGAACUUAGGAAACUAGAAAUUCUUAGCUUUAUUGGAUCUAAAAUCAAAGAGCUGCCAAGAGAAAUGAGAAAUCUUAGUUAUCUAAAGUUGUUAGAAUUGACAGAAUGCAGAGAUCUUGAGCGAAUUCCACCUGAUCUCCUAUCGAGUUUAUCUCACCUAGAAGAGUUGUACAUGUUCGGAGUAGAUGUGAAGUGGAAACCUAUGGAAGAGGAAGAAGAGAAAAAGGGAGCAAACGCAAGCCUCACUGAACUCAUGUCUUUGUCCUAUUUGGCGGCUUUAAAAAUUCAAAUACCAAAUAUUAAGGUCUUGCCAAAAGACUUGCCCUUCAAAAAUGAAACGAUAAAAUUUCAGAUAUUUGCAAGUGAUAAUGGAGAUGAUGAUUUAAACUAUUUAUUUGAAAAUAGUUUGGGACUUGCAAGCUGUGACCUAAGUGAUAUUGCGGAGAGGCAGAUGCUUCUUCAACUCUUAAAGAGAUCUGAAAUAUUAAGGUUGGAAAAAAUAAAAGAUUUAAAAAACAUUGCGUAUGAGUUAGACAAAGAGGGUUUUCAAUGCUUGAAGGUUCUAGAAGUUGUUGGAAGUGAUGACGUAGAAUAUGUAAUGGAUGCCACAUCAUAUCUGACUCCACAUGUUGCCUUCCCUAUCCUGGAGUCAUUGGAACUGGGGGAAUUGACUAAUUUAAAAGAGAUAUAUCAUAGCCAAUUCCCAGAUAGAGCCUCCAGCGGAGCUUGUUUUGGCAACCUCAAAUCUCUUCAACUAAGGACUCUACCAAGACUCAUUGGCUUUUGUACAGGCGUGGGUCCCGUUGAGCUUGUCCAACCAUCCUUGAAUCGAGAGGUUGGAAGGAUCGGCACUGAUGAAGUGACCAAUCUUGAAAAGCACAAGGUGACAGACAUUCAGCAACAUACUGGCCCAUUUCCUGAAUCAACACCCAUUAUCUCUCAUAAACUCUUCUCAUCCAACACCAUCUUGUGGGCACCGAAUUUAGAAAAUCUUGAAUUGGAGGAAGUUGAUUCACUAGAAGUGGUAUUUGAUCUUGAAGGACUGAAGGCCAUUGCAGUACUUGCUCAGUUGAAAACUUUAAAGGUAAAAAAUUUAUCUGAGUUGACAUACGUGUGGAAGAAUGUUCCACUAGGAAUUCAAGGCUUUCAAAAACUAACAUCCAUUGAAGUAAGUAGAUGUAAUCGUCUAAGAUAUUUAUUCCCAACUUCUAUUGCAAAAAUACUUGUGGAACUUCAAAGCAUUGAGAUAGAAGAAUGUUACGCAAUUGAAAACAUUGUUCAAAGAGAUGGAGAAGAAGAGGCAACGGAUAUCAUCCUAUUCCCUAGAGUUAGUUCCUUGAAACUACGAAACCUGCCAAAUAUGAUGAGUUUCUGUAUCAAAGCUUAUUCUUUUAAAUGGUCAUCCAUUAAGGAGAUUUAUUUGGAUUGUUGUCCAAAAUUGAAAACAAUUGGUUCAGAAAUUCAAAGCCCAAGAAAGUCAAAGAAAGUCAAUAGGGAAUUGGAUUCUAGACCCAAUGAGCAAGAACUUGGGUCCCCUAGCUUUCUUUGGCGAUGCCUUAAGUGUGUACCAUGUCGCAAAAAGUACGGUCUGAUGGCUGUGUCAGACCAAGGCACCACCAAUAAAUCCCAAAGAAGCUACUCUGUGAAGGAAGAGGUUACUUUGGGUAAACCGAAUGAUCCAAAAGUUAGUGAUAGCAAUAACCCCUCAGAGAUAUAGUCUCUUUUUCCAUCUCAUAUAAUUGAGUGCCUAAAGAAUCUAGAAUCGAUUGAAUUGAAUGAUGUCCCUUCACCGGAAGUUAUAUUUCAACUUGAGGAACUAAAUGUUGAGGAAAGUCACAUGGCACCAAUACUUGAUCAGUUAAGGGAAUUGGAUCUAAGUGAUUUACCAAAACUGAUGCACAUAUGGAAGAAGGGUCCGGAAAGGAUCUUGGGCUUCGGAAACCUGAGAUUGUUAAAACUAUGGAAAUGUGACAGUCUGACAUAUUUGUUCUCACCAUCAAUAGCAAAAUUGCUUGUGAUGUUAGAGGAAAUUAAAGUUAGUUACUGUGAAAAGAUUGAAGAAAUCCUUGCAAGAGCAAGAGAAGAGGAAGAAAAGGACAUUCUGUUCCACAAAGUGAACUCAAUCUUGCUCAAUGGCUUACCAAAUCUGAAGUGCUUUUGCAAUGAAGCCAAUGCUUUAGAGUGGCCAUCGCUGAAGGAAAUAACGGUAAGUAAUUGUCCUAGUUUAAGCACGUUUAUUCCAUCUAAGCUGAACACACCUAAGCUAGAGGGAGUAUACAAUGGCGAAGAAAUGUGUCCUUGGAUGGGAGACAUAAAUGCCACCAUAGAGCAACUUCAAAGGAAAGGAAAAGUAGGUGAAUCAUGAGACACAGCAAGAAGAGCAAAUUGAGACUAUCGAGAAGGAUAUGUGAUGCUGGGCAAGACAUACAGUAGGUUAUAUCAACUACAUGAUGUUCAACCUCAAGUUAGUAAGAGAAUAUGACACUGGGAUAUAUGAAGAAGGAAGCAGUUUCACAAAACUUAUGAGAAGCACAUCUAAAGCUAUGCUCAUUCCCAACGGGGCCUUAUAUUGUUUUCUUUUUGUCAUAUAACUAGCCGGAUCUAUCUUAUGCUAUUUGUAUAUGUAUUCUGAGAGCAACAUUGUAUGAUAAUACUCUUUUUGUUUUUGUCUAUGUUCAAUCUUUUAUCA
Messenger RNA from Quercus lobata, 4832 nucleotides. Its product is annotated as probable disease resistance protein At4g27220. Bases 402 to 3860 code for a protein of 1152 amino acids. Gene Ontology annotation, molecular function: ATP hydrolysis activity; ADP binding. The transcript is spliced from 7 exons. The record is from RefSeq and is a predicted model, not a curated record. Lineage: Eukaryota; Viridiplantae; Streptophyta; Magnoliopsida; Fagales; Fagaceae.